CCUAGGAGACCAGCAGGAAGGUCUGGGGGGACCUGCAGGCUUCGAAAGGUGUUCUGUUCAGCGAGUGCUUGAGGACCCGGCAUAAUGAUGGCUCCUGGGUGUCUGCUCAGCGCCCGCAGAGAUGCGGUUCCAGGACUAAGCCCACGGGCGUGGGGGCAGUGGAGCCUGCACCGUUUUCACCCGAGAUCCCUCAAAUGCCUUCCUUCACGUAGCAGCUCUAGGCCCUUCCCCGAGCCGUCGGGCCCUACCAGCCCGGGGGAGGUGGACGGGGCCCGCGGGGCGGGGAGGGGGUUGCUGGGAGAGGAAGGGCCGCGCUCCCGGGGGCGGGCAGAGGCGGGCGCCUAGAUCUGGAGGUGGAGACUGGGUGAGGGGCCCGACCGCGGCGUCUGUCCAGAACCGCCCAGACACCAGCGCUCAGCAAGGGUGAGACCCCAGCGGAGUCCCGUCCCCUCUCCUAAACUUCAGCAGCCGGACUGGGAACCCCAACUGACGGGAACCACACCGCGUCCCGCUUCGGAGGAUGCUGUGUCUAUCUGCUCAGAAUCCUGGCCCCUUGCUGGCUGGUUUCAUCGAUGCCUGACCCAGUAGACGAUGAGCUUGUUGUGGGCAGGGCUCAUCCCUUUACCACUUCAGUAGUCACCUCCCAUCUCCAAGAUAAUGUAGCCAUAGCAGGGCUCACCCAGAGGAGGGCUGAAGAAUUGCACUUAGAAUUAUCCAGUGAAGUUGCUACUAGAGAUGGACGUUAGAAGCAUAGGAUUUUCAUCUGUCCUGGAAGAGCUGAUAGACCAGAUGAGGAGCUGAGAGAGGCACAGCGGGCAAAGAGGAACAUUAGACUUUACCACCAAUGUCACUGCUGAAUUCUGGCUGGCCCCACCAAGUAAAGAGGCUGGCCUCUCCGGAGCUGAAUCCACCAGUCAACUCAGACAGCAACCCAGACCACAUGCCCAAGGAGGAUCCUGAGGAGACUUCUGCUCAGGAUCCUGAAGUUCUGAGCUGGGGGCACCCUGGCCUGGAUACCACCCCAGCCCCCAGUUGGCCUGGGCUCCGGAGCCUCCUGCAGCAGCUCCCUCCACAGGACAGCGAUGAGCGCUACUGCCUGGCCCUUGGGGAGGAGGAGCUGGCCGAGCUGCGGCUCUUCUGUGCCCAACAGAGGCGGGAGGCCCUGGGACAGGGGGUGGCCCGCCUGGUACCUCUCAAGCUUGAAGAAUGCACCUGUGAAAAUUGCAGGCAGCGGCUGAGGCCAGGGGAGUACGGAGUGUUUGCAGCUCGGGCAGGAGAGCGGCGCUGCUGGCACCAGGCUUGCUUUGCCUGCCAGGCCUGUGGCCAGGCCCUGAUCAACCUCAUCUACUUCUACCACAAUGGGCGUCUUUACUGUGGCCGUCAUCACGCAGAGCUGUUGCGGCCUCGCUGCCCGGCUUGUGACCAGCUGAUUUUCUCCCGGCGCUGCACCGAGGCCGAGGGACGGCACUGGCACGAAAACCACUUCUGCUGCCAGGACUGCGCCGGGCCCUUGGGCGGGGGACGUUAUGCCCUGCCGGGGGGCGGCCCCUGCUGCCCCAGCUGCUUUGAGCGUCGCUAUUCGGAUGCGGGUUCGAGUCCGGCCCCGACACUGGAAAGCAGGGCGUCCCCGGGAGAGGAGGGGCUCUGCAGAGUUGGAGAUCCGGACUGCGCCCAGCCGAACACCGCGAUCAUCUCCCGGGCAACCCUGCUCGCCACUGCCGCCAGCUCCAGUCUGGAAACACGGAGCAGGAUGCUUGGAUCCAGCGCAGAGCAGGAGUAUCGAGCUGGGGACCACACGGAGGCACGCCAAGGGCAAGCGCAGGGCCGCCUAGAGACGCCCCUUGAUCCCAAGGAGGAUGCUCCAUGUCCCACCUGCUCCUCUUCCUCUGAAUCGGAACCCGAAGGCUUUUUCUUAGGCCAGCGCCUUCCCCGGCCUUGGGAGACCCCGGCCCCUUUCCGAACUGAGGACAGCGACACCUCCAGGAGGCACUGUACCAUUUGCUAGUGGCGCAGCCUGGAGAAAGGGGGGCUUGGGGGGGGGGGGGUGGGAUCUGUAAGGCGAGAGAGCGAGGCUCUCCUACCCCUCUAAGUCCUAGACUGAAUGCCAUCAGGACCAAGUCUGGGGAGGGUCGGCGAGAUGACAGGUUUGAGUGCUUCCUCUCAGCCCGCGCACUUUAUGACUCUUCAUGGAGACUCUCGGAGAAGCCCAUUCCUCAAAGCUACGCAUCCCCAGCUGAGUGCCCCUGCCCCACCCCCACAGGCUGGGAG
Messenger RNA from Cervus elaphus (red deer), 2268 nucleotides. RefSeq names its product prickle planar cell polarity protein 4 (gene PRICKLE4). Gene Ontology annotation, molecular function: zinc ion binding. Bases 845 to 2005 code for a protein of 386 amino acids. NCBI's taxonomy places the organism in Eukaryota, Metazoa, Chordata, Mammalia, Artiodactyla, Cervidae. The record is from RefSeq and is a predicted model, not a curated record. The transcript is spliced from 8 exons.